Messenger RNA from Acanthamoeba castellanii str. Neff, 1557 nucleotides. Its product is annotated as Ras subfamily protein. The coding region runs from base 1 to 1557 and encodes 518 amino acids. The record is from RefSeq and is a predicted model, not a curated record. Gene Ontology annotation, molecular function: GTP binding; GTPase activity. The transcript has 15 exons. NCBI's taxonomy places the organism in Eukaryota, Discosea, Longamoebia, Acanthamoebidae. Gene Ontology annotation, biological process: small GTPase-mediated signal transduction.
AUGGAGCGUGCUGGAGACGCAAGCGUGAGCCUCGUGGUCAUCGGCGACUCGCUCGCUGGCAAGACAAGUGUGGUGCAGCGGUACAUCCAUGGUCGCCCGCCGGCCGAGAGCUAUGCGCCCACGGUCAUGGACCAGUUCGCCUACGCCGUCAACGUGGGCGACCGCACCAUCCAGGUCCACUUGUGGGACACACAGAUGUGGCAAAACGUGGAUGCCGAUUGCUAUCUCCUCUGCUUCGAUCUCAGCGACAUGUCUGCGCUCGCCCGCAUCCAGGACAAGGCCAGAGCCAAGGACACGCCGUUCGUCGUGGUCGGGUGUCGGUCCGACCUGCGCGAGCGCGGCGUGGACUGCAUCGACACCGAAACGGCGGCCCUGGUUGCCGAGGGCCUCGACGCCUGGGGCUACAUCGAAGUAACGAAAACGGGCGACAAGGUGAAGGACCUGUUCGACAACGUCGUGCUGUGCGCGCUCGAGGGCCAGGCGGAGUCGCGCGCUGCUGCGACGACGACGACAGCGCCCACGGUGCAGGCCACGCCGCCCGGCCAGCGCACGACGGCGGAGGAGACAAUAAAGGGAAAAGAGAAAGCGAACGACAACGACGAAGCCGAAAAUGAAGUGCAGCCCGACGAGGGCAAGUUCACCCGGCCUGGCCUCUCAACCGACGAAAAAGAGAAGUGGGAGAACUUCCACUACUGGAACGUGUUCGGAAUGGAGAAUUGGUAUCCGCUGCUGAAGGACUUCACAUUCCCCACCACCCUCCUCCCGCUCUCGCAGGAGGAGGCCCUGGCCUUCGUCGACUAUCAGGAACGGGCGCUCAAGUCGCUUGACCAGGCCGAUCUGCCGCCGGUCACAUCGCCCGUUCUCAAGCACCUUCCUAAGGACGGUGCCACGGGCAACGGCCGAAUUCAACAGCACCUGGACGCCGCCAUCGAAAACGUAACUGAACGCAAUAUCACGAGCAACCAAUACGGGCUAUGUGCGCUCUACACGGCGUUGCACCGCGCGAUGCGGGUUGAGAGCGCCGAGGAGGCCCUCAAGCUCCUCCUGAUCUCCUUCCGCACCCUGGAAGACGUCAAGAAACGCCUGGAGUACCGAGAGCGGACCUGGAGCCUCUGCGUGGCGGUGCGACAGUGGGUCGACUUCGCGCCCGCCAUGCAGUUCAGGGGCUUCGUCUACCAGGGCCGCUUGAACGCGCUGUCGCAGUACUUCUACGACUGCUACUUCCCCGUGCUGCAACGACACAAGGACAAGAUCGAAGCCAGUUUGGUGAGCUUCUGGCAGUCGUUCCGGGAGAAGGUGCCCUACAAGUCGUACGUGGUCGACUUGGCCAUACUGCCGUGCGAUCUCGACCAGGCCGACCCCUUGCCCGUGCGCAUCAUCGAAUUCAACCCCUUCGACUAUUACACUGACGCGGCCAUGUUCAACUGGCUGGCGGACAAGCAGACGUUCCGCGAGGGUCCCUUCGAGUUUCGCAUCAACGAGGCACGCCCGCCGCAAUCAUCACCAUCACCAUCAAUCUUGAAAAUGUCUUACGUUUUGGAGUGCGGCACCCACUGA